Trypanosoma theileri is the source of this 240-nucleotide messenger RNA. Its product is annotated as Tbingi protein. The annotation marks the transcript as partial. The transcript has a single exon. NCBI's taxonomy places the organism in Eukaryota, Euglenozoa, Kinetoplastea, Trypanosomatida, Trypanosomatidae. The record is from RefSeq and is a predicted model, not a curated record.
AUGCAAGAGAUGGAUAUACCAUCACACAUCAUUCGAUGGUCAGCAUCUUUCCUGAAAGGACUCCAAGCCAAGGUACGAGUAAACAGUAAAUCCUCUCCUUUAGUGCUUUUCCACCGUGGCGUGCCACAAGGAACAGUUCUCGGCCCGCUUAUGUUCAUUAUAGCCAUGAACGCACUAAGCAAACGACUAUCCCAAGUUCCCUUAUUAUUUCAUGUUUUUUUCGCCGAUGAUCUCACACCA